Messenger RNA from Hyla sarda, 1643 nucleotides. RefSeq lists its product as uncharacterized. NCBI's taxonomy places the organism in Eukaryota, Metazoa, Chordata, Amphibia, Anura, Hylidae. The transcript is spliced from 6 exons. Bases 568 to 1176 code for a protein of 202 amino acids. The record is from RefSeq and is a predicted model, not a curated record.
GGAGAGCGGUCAUUAUACAGUAAUAGACUCCUCCCGCCAUCUUCUCCUCACGAUGUGACCGUCUGCUCUUCCCGCCACUUCCCCCUCACAGCCGGCUUCCCGCGCGGAGCGUGACGUCACAGCCCCGGCGACUCAUUCCUGUCACCGAGACGGCGGGAAAACCUCCUGUGGUGAGUCCGCGGGCAGCCUGGGACCUGUGGUUCUCCUCCUUGUAUUUGUCACCUGAGGAGCUGUGUGUGCGGAUUAUUGGGGGUUAUCUGGCGCCGGGUCCUGUCAGGAGAUUGUUUCUCUCCAUUCCCUGUAUACAGUCCUUCAUGACAAGGAGAUUUUUAGGAUUUCUUGCAGCUCAGGACAUUGUAUGGAAAACAUUAAUCUGUGACAUCUGACAUUGUAUCUUCUGUAGGCGCAGUGUUCACACUGCGGAUUGGCGCAGCAGUACGUAAUCGCUGUUUUCUAUAAGGGGCACUAAUCGGAAUGUGAACGCGGCCCAAGCCAUAAGGUUUACAGAAGUAGAUUUGACAACAUACGCUCUGGGAAUUCUCCUUGUGAAUACAACAAGCAUAGCCAAUGGGUUCUAUGCAUGGCAACGGCAAUCUCUCUUCUCCUUUCUAUGCUGAUGUGUGGAUCAGGUUUCCUGUGCACAGGUAUUCCCUUCAAAGCUAUGGUUGGGGGAUUGUGAAGGAGUAUAAAUUGUCCCCUUUGCUGUACAUAUCCUGGGGGCAGGAGACAUGCAAUCAUUGUUCUUGGUGCAGACACUCUGAUGUGACCCAUUUGGAUUGCAAGGAAAUCAGAUUGGCCACACACUGUGAUAAUGCAGAAGCAACUGGACCAAAAAGGAACAAUAAGAGUAAAGUGCAGGCAUCUGGUGAUCUCCUGAUUAAGACCUUGGUCAGGCGCUGGCUCCAUUCUCUUCACACACAGAUCGGUCUCUUGUUCUCUCGGUUCACUUAUCUUCUUCUGUCCUAUGAACACCGAGACCCUGAUCACUUCUGUCCACCAACGUCCAGCUGUUUACAUUAUAAUGCGGAGCGAGAAGCAGGAGAUGAGAUAAUAAAGAAAAGCGUAGAGUCUGAGAACACAAGGCAAGAGGACGACCAGAGACUAACAAGUGACAGAUUGAAUCCGAGUGAUAUUUCUAGCUUGAUGUGCCCCAACGGUUCUGUUCACUCAUCUUAAAAUAAGAUAUUGUAGAAUGUGUCCCAGAAAAGCUGUGAUCGCGCUUCUCAUAGGCAAAUCUGUUAAUUAAUGAGAAACAAAAAUAUUUCCAAGUGCCAAGAAGACUUUUCCCAGUUACUUAAAGGCGAAGGAGACCGGAUUCAAGGCAAUUCGGCUUUAGCAGAGAAGAGCACAAGCCUCACAGAGAAUCAUCUAAGCCUUGAGCUACACAGGGAAAUCAAAGCAUAAAAGCGUGAUUUUCAUAUUAAUCUAUAAAUGAGAAAAAUAGGUACUGCUUAUUGAAAUCAUUGAUAAAUCCUAUCAAGUAGUCAUUAAAGAGAGACAGCAACAGCUUUACUUUAGUGCUUUUCCAAGUGACUCCAUUCCAACAGUCAGAAGUUUUUUUUUUUUUAGUAGGGCAUUUAGGAGAAAUCUGUGUGUAGCAAUGACGGUGAAUUGGCAUACUAUAGAAAAUAAAACUGUUCAUG